Molecule: messenger RNA, 1947 nt
Organism: Paramecium tetraurelia
Lineage: Eukaryota; Ciliophora; Oligohymenophorea; Peniculida; Parameciidae
Exons: 9
Biological process (GO): RNA 3'-end processing
Cellular component (GO): nucleolus; TRAMP complex
Molecular function (GO): protein binding; mRNA binding; poly(A) RNA polymerase activity
Source: RefSeq, a predicted model, not a curated record
AUGUAAUAAUCUAUUCACUAAUAAAAAAUAGUCGAAUUUACGAAUCAAGGUGAAUAUGUUUAAUUGGAAGAUUAUAUACGAGUAAAUCAAACAGUGCAGAUGAAUUUUUCAUAAGCCUUAGUCGAAUGCAUCCAAUAUACAAGGGAUAGCGAAGAACACUUGCAAUGCAUUCAAUAAAUUCUGAAAUAAUAAAUUGAUUUCAAUUAUAAGGAUAACCAAGGAAACACUGCCUUGAUCUAAGCAGCGAAAAGCGGCAAAAUCAGUAUAUUGAAUGAAAUCAUUAAAUACAAAGAAAGGUUUGAGAAAAGACAAUUUAAGCUCGCACUUGAUAUUGCAAUACAAUCAGAACAAGAUAAUUGGGAUAUCGUUGAGACUUUGCUUCAAUUAACUUCACUAGAAAAGCCUCAACAUUUGAUUAAAUCUAUGCGCAAAGGCAAUUUUAAAACUGCACAAAAGAUUAUUGAAUAAUAUGGUGCUUCUGGAUAAGAUGAAAAUGGAGACACAGCCUUACAUGUGGCUUCUCGAUUGGGCAAUCUAUAAAUUAUUAAAAGCAUCUGUCAAAAGGAAAAUCUCUAUAAAAAAAAAAAUUAAUAACAUCAAACUCCAUUAGAUGUGGCUUGCAAUCAAGAAACCAGAAAUCAACUAAUAGAAGAAGAAAUCCAAUUCCAAAAAUCACCAAAUAGAAAAAGAAGAUAAGAUGAUCUCAAUGAAAAUAAUUAGAUUUCUUAGAAACCUUAAAAAUAUGAGGAUUUUAAUGAAAUAUUUUAGAACCCCCCCAAGGUAUUACAUGAUCAAGCAAUCCAAACUGAAAACAAAGAAAAGAAAGACUCUGAAUCAUAAAUUCCAGAGCAUAAUUACAUCAAUCAACCAUUCUAUGAUUAAUUAAUCUCUGAAGCCCUAGUUACUCUACCUCAACAUAGAAUUAGUCUAGAUGACAUUGUGAAGUAAUUGUCCUUUGAAAUCAAUACAUUCUCUUAAGAGUUGAAUAAAUUGUUGGAGGAACAAAGACCCAUUAUUGACAAGAUAGUUUAGAUGGUUGAUGAAACUGUUCAAUCUGUAUGUUCUAAGUCUCGCGCCUUUCUAUACGGUUCUUGCUAAACUGGUCUAAAUUUACUCGAUUCUGAUAUUGAUAUUGUGAUCGAAACAAACGAGUAAGAAAGGAUCUCGUUAUAUAAGAUUGCUGAAUAAUUUAAAACACAAGGCUUUAUUAAGGAGGUGAAGGUUAUUGAUAAUGCGAGGAAACCUGUUUUGAAAAUGCAAUGUUCACAAGAAUUUCAAAAUAAACUUAUCGAUAUUACCAUUAGUAAGAAUGAUCACUCUGGGAGAAAGACUGCUAAUUCGAUGAUUGAAUUCCAGAAGGAAUUUAAAUAGUUUAAAAGUCUUGCUUUAAUCUUGAAAUUUUACUUUAAAUCUAUUAAUCUUUUAAAUGCUUAUCAAGGUGGUUUGAAUAGCUAUUGCAUUCUGACUAUGAUCUUAGCCUUACUAUAAAUUAAACGUGUACGAGAUCUUGAAAACGAAGAGAUUGGUAAGACCUUUAUGGACUUUUUCGAUCUAUAUAGUUAAGAUAUCGAUUACUUUAAUAAAAUUAUAAAUAUUGUUCCGUCCCAAUCAGAGAAUAUGUAAGUUGAUGAACCUAAUAUUUACUAAUAACAAUUUCCUUAGUUUGAUCAAGGAUAGUAAGAAUUAGUUAUAUUGGAUUUACAUAAUAAAGGCAAUAACAUUGCAAGCAGCACCUUCAAAGUCAAGCACAUCAAAAAUGCCUUGACACUCGCUUAUAGUACUAUACUGAAUUCUCAAAAAUGCGAAGAACCAUGCUUUUUCUCCAGAUACAAUAAACCUGUUUGUUGUAUACUCAAAUAAAUCAUCUAACAAUCAAAGAACCAUCACUUGACUGGUGCAUAUAAAUCAAAAUAGCCAUUUUAUUUCUUUAAUUUUAAUACUUAUUGA